AUGGAGGCAAAGGAGUUGGCCGGGUACCAGCUGUGGCAAGGAGGAGGCCUUUACGAGUUCCCAGACAUCUGCGACAUCCUGAAGGAGGAGAAGGUGGAAACGGGGAACUGCUCUUCGACGGAAAGCGGGAAUUAUACCGUCGGGAUCCAAGCCGUGGCCUGGCCGGUUAUUGUGCAGUCCUUCGGAGACGGCGCCAAGGAGAAGCUGAGUCGAACCACCAAGACGAUGCAGAUUCGACUCGUGCAGCGAAUAUCCGAGACCGAGAUCGAAGUCAUCCCCGUGGAGGACCUCGAACCCGAACACGAGAUCAAGAUAUACGUGCCGAGAGGAGGGAGGAAGAGGGAAGGACCGAAGCUAACGGAGCCGACCUUCGUGGACCCCAACCACUACCUGCAGCUGGGCGUGGAGGACGAGAGCAUGCUGUGCACCUCCUUCAACGUGACUCGCGAGUGGUCGUCCAUCAACGUCGAGAUAACGGUGCAGAAUCCGGAGGCCAAUCUGAUCGUGUUCAUAAGGCGACUCGAAAUGCCGACCCUGACUGAAUACGACCUGGCUGUGAAUCUGGAAGACGUUACUCGGGUUCGGAACGUGUCAGAACCCCUUUUAGAACCCUACGACCCCUUUGGAAACGACACCAAUUCAUACAUCUUCCCUCUCUAUGACGUGUACCUCGAGGAUGAAUUUGUGACAAACCAGACGGGUUUAUACUACGUUUGUCUCUCCGAAUUCGCUAACCACACCGACGAUGAGGUGGGUUUUGCGAAAAAGAACUAUAUUGGAUGUUGA
Messenger RNA from Penaeus vannamei (Pacific white shrimp), 786 nucleotides. Lineage: Eukaryota; Metazoa; Arthropoda; Malacostraca; Decapoda; Penaeidae. The record is from RefSeq and is a predicted model, not a curated record.